This is a messenger RNA of Hyaloperonospora brassicae, 492 nucleotides long. The record is from the annotation of a GenBank genome assembly. NCBI's taxonomy places the organism in Eukaryota, Oomycota, Peronosporomycetes, Peronosporales, Peronosporaceae.
AUGGACGCGGUACGAAGUCACCAUGAUGACACUCUCACGAUGAUCGAGCGGACGCUUCUCUCGCAGCCUGGUGGCUCCCGCGACCGCGUCGAGUUGCGAGUUAACCAGACAGUUCCUGGACUUGCCGGACAGGCGCUACGGCUAGAUCUACAGCUGUACAACCACAGCAAGAAGACGGUUGCGGUAGUGGAUCUGGCUGUAGCGUUUGAAGAACAAGCUGCUGACGACCCUACCUGCUCUGAUUUCGCGCGCGUGGCUGUGCAGAAGCGCACCAAGUACGACUGCAUCAAGCGACACCUAGAGCAUCAAGACAACUCUCUGCUGAGUGCAUCAAGUCCAGCCGCCGCAUAUGGAAUUUGCACUGCAGCCAACACCAAGCGAGGCAGCAAGGUCAAGGACACGGAUCUGGGUUUCGUGACGAUCAAGUUCAAGGUCUUGAUCGCUGGACAGGUCAAGUUCGAGCAAGGCAGGAUGCAAGGGGCAGUCGAGUGA